Messenger RNA from Phytophthora nicotianae INRA-310, 1028 nucleotides. RefSeq lists its product as hypothetical. The transcript has a single exon. Bases 1 to 927 code for a protein of 308 amino acids. The record is from RefSeq and is a predicted model, not a curated record. Lineage: Eukaryota; Oomycota; Peronosporomycetes; Peronosporales; Peronosporaceae.
AUGAGUGACCCGUUCGAUUUCCUCAACCCGAUCGCUUCGACCAAGACCCCGGCCGAGAAGGUUCUUAGUCAACCUCAUCACGCUCCGGUAGGAGUUCCUCCUGCUCCAAUGGCGCCGAUGAACGUCGGAAUGGGUAUGGGCAUGGGAAUGCCUGCUCCGCAAGGCAACAUGGGCAUGGGUAUGAACAUGAACAUGAACAUGAACAUGGGUGCUCCACCUGCUUUCAACGGUGGCGGUGUGCCCAUGAACAUGGGCGGUAUGCUGCCUCACGGUGGCAUGAUGCCUGGACAAUUUCCCGGUGCUCCUGGAAUGGGUCUCGGUAUGAACCAACCCGUGAACCCGUUUGGCCAGCCUCCGGCUCAGCAAGGUCCCAUGUACGACAACAUCAAGAAACUUUUGGAGAAGAAACCUGCUGUCGAUGAUGCGUCCAUGGACUUUUUAGAGAACCUAGGCGGUGGUGCGAAGAGUUCGAGUAAUCCCUCGAUGGAGCCUGUCCGAUCUCCUGAGCCCGUAGCUCCUGUGAAUCCGUUUGGUGCCCCUCAAGCCCCAGCUGAACUAGAUUUUAGCAUACUUGGUGGAGGUGCUCCGCCUUCUUCCGCUCCUGUCCAACCAGCGUCGCCUGCUUCCGGUACCAAAUCCAGCGCUCUUGCUAGCCGUCUUGCUCACGGAAAGCGACCAACCCAAGAGGCUGCACGCAAGAACCUCGGAUUCAACGCAGGUGCCUUUUCUGGCUCCGGUCAUGCUAAGAUUUCACUCAAGACUGUGGCGGGUGGCACCAUUUCUUCGACGUCUAACGGUGAGCCCACUCUUGACGAUUUCGUAGCUGGCAAUGCACCGUUGGCACCAGUCGAUGACAUUUUUGCGGCCACACCGACUAACCCUCCUGCGAAUCCCGCUGCAUCGAGCUCCAACGACAUCUUCUGGUAGAGGCCAACCAUCAAGGCGUGACAACUACGUUAUUAUAUCUAACAUUUCAAUCAACAAGAGCUUUUCCUAAUUACUUGUGAAAAAAAUCUACCUUCUUCAAC